AUGGACCCGGGUGCAUUUUAUGGUAAAAGAGCCGCAAAGGUGCCUCCCGAAUACAGCGAUGACUCGGACCUGGAAUCGAGCGAUGACGAACCAGAAAAUGCUGCUUCAGCCCGGGCAGUUGGUCGCGCCAUGCCAGAGUGGAAGGAUGUGCCGCCCUGUCCAUCCCCGGUGGAGUCUCCCAUCGACUAUUUCAGAAGAUUUUUUGAUAUGGACUUUUUGUCUUUCAUCUGUGAACAGUCAUCGCUCUACAGUGCUCAGAGGAACCCCAACAAAGUUACAGCACUGACUGUAAAUGAUUUAGAGCAGUUUAUGGGCAUAGUGUUCACUAUGUCGGUUAUGAAGCUGCCCAAAACGCGUAUGUACUGGUCUGACAGGUUCCGUAUCAGUCAAUUGGCCGACACGCAGACGAGGGACAGAUGGGAGGAAGUGAAGCAGUCACUGCAUUUCAACGACAACCAGGAGGCACCAGACCAGAAUGACCCAGAUCGCGACAGGCUGUACAAAGUGCGGCCCCUGUUGGACCAUCUGAUAGCGAAAUGCCGUGAACUACCGAAAUCCCCAAAACUAUGCGUAGAUGAGCAGUUAUUCCCCUUCAAAGGCCGCAGCUCACUGAAGCAAUACUUGCCAAACAAGCCCAAAAAAUGGGGCUACAAACUCUUCCUGCUCUGUGACGAAUGCGGACUCAUGUACAACUUUGAAGUAUACGCGGGAAAGAUCCUUCCGCAGCCGGGUUUUCCAGACAUCGGCGCCAACGGCAACAUAGUUCUCAGAAUGGCGAGUGUCGUGCCACGUGACCUCGACUACAUUCUGUACUUUGAUAACUGGUUUUGUAGUGUGGACUUGCAAGUGGUACUAAAAAAAGUUGCCAUCAGUUCUGUGGGCACAGUGCGGGAGGCUCGCUUGAAAGGAUGCAAACUUCCAUCCGAUAAAGAGCUAAAGAGGAAAGGCCGUGGCUCUUAUGUUGAGAUGGAGACGACGUUUGAAGGAGUGAACUUGAGGGCUGUGAAGUGGUUUGACAACCGCCACGUGACCCUUCUGCCAUCAUUUGCUUCUGCAUUGCCAGAUCAUCCUGUGAAGCGCUUUGACAAAAAGACACGGACAACGGUGAAUGUGCCUCGUCCUUCAAUUGUAGCUGUCUACAAUGAGUCUAUGGGUGGCGUAGAUCUUAUGGACAUGCUCAUAGCACUUUACCGCAUCCAACUAAGAUCUAAAAAAUGGUACAGGCGGCUAUUCUUUCAUCUGUUGGAUGUAGUAGUCGUGAACUGCUGGCUCCUGUACCGCCGAGAAGCCACCGCCGCUGAUGUGCCACGCAAAGACCAAAUGACACUCCUCUCCUUCAAGGCAGGGAAAGAGUGCCUGUACAAGUUUCAUACUGACCCGUAG
This is a messenger RNA of Rhipicephalus sanguineus (brown dog tick), 1383 nucleotides long. RefSeq names its product piggyBac transposable element-derived protein 3-like. The record is from RefSeq and is a predicted model, not a curated record. NCBI's taxonomy places the organism in Eukaryota, Metazoa, Arthropoda, Arachnida, Ixodida, Ixodidae. Bases 1 to 1383 code for a protein of 460 amino acids. The transcript has 3 exons.